AUGGAUGAAGAAUAUGAUGUGAUCUUAUUGGGAACAGGUUUAAAGGAAUGUGUUCUAGCCGGUUUGCUUGGUGUUGCUGGAAAGAAAAUUUUACAUAUGGAUAGAAAUAAAUACUAUGGUGGUGAAUCUGCCUCCAUGACACCUUUGGAAGAACUUUAUUCAAAAUUUAAUUUCCCAUCACCACCAUCUGAUACAGGACGUGGACGUGAUUGGAAUGUUGAUUUGAUUCCAAAAUUUCUUAUGGCUGACGGUCUCUUGGUUAAGUUAUUAAUUCAUACGGGUGUAACUCGUUAUCUUGAAUUCAAAUGUAUUGAAGGUAGUUAUGUGUAUAAGAAUGGAACUGCGGAAAAAGUACCAGCAGAUCAAUCCGAAGCUCUUAAAUCACCAUUAAUGGGUCUUUUUGAAAAACGACGUUUCGGUAAUUUGCUCAAUUGGGUUAAAGAUUACGAUGAAAAAAAUCCUAAAACACAGAACGACAUUCCGCCAAAUACACGUAUGGUUGAUGCAUUUAAAAAAUAUGAUCUCAGUCAAGAUACAAUGGAUUUUACUGGUCACACUUUAGCACUGCACAGUGAUGAUGAUUAUUUGGAAAAACCUGCUCUAGAAUCAAUCAAAAGGAUUCAACUCUAUUUGGCAUCGUUAGCACGUUAUGGUAAAUCACCAUAUCUAUAUCCACUCUACGGUCUAGGGGAGUUACCACAAGCUUUCGCACGACUGAGUGCUAUUUACGGCGGAACGUAUAUGCUGGAUAAGCCAGUCGAUGAAAUUGUAUUUGAGAAUGGUGUUGUUAUUGGUGUUCGAUCCGGCGAUCAGACAGCACGUUGUAAAGCUGUUAUCUGUGAUCCAUCGUAUGUGCCGGAUAAAGUAAAAAAAGUCGGCCGAGUUAUUCGAGCUAUUUGUCUAUUGCGACAUCCUGUUAAAGUUCGAGGCGACACAAAACCGGCUUCAUGCCAAAUUAUAAUACCUCAAAAACAAGUUCAACGACAUAAUGAUAUUUAUGUUUGCUGUAUGGGUCAAACAACUAUGGUGACCCCGAAGGACUGGUAUGUUGCAUUAGUUAGUACAACCGUUGAAACAAAUAAUCCCGAAGAAGAAAUAAAACCUGGUCUCGCUUUAUUGGAGCCGAUAUAUCAAAAAUUUGUUACUGUUACCGAUCUACAUGAGCCAAUAGAAGAUGGAACAGCCAGCAAACUGUUUAUCUCAAGUUCAUACGAUGCAACAUCACAUUUUGAAACGACCUGCCUUGAUAUUCUUGAUGUUUUUUGUCGUUAUACAGGCCAACCGUUUGAUUUCAGUAACAUCACACGUGGCCUGGAUGCCGAGGACAGUCUAAACGGAGCACAAUGA
Messenger RNA from Rotaria socialis, 1347 nucleotides. The record is from the annotation of a GenBank genome assembly. NCBI's taxonomy places the organism in Eukaryota, Metazoa, Rotifera, Eurotatoria, Philodinida, Philodinidae.